This is a messenger RNA of Exaiptasia diaphana, 2346 nucleotides long. RefSeq names its product kelch-like protein 12. Gene Ontology annotation, molecular function: protein binding. The record is from RefSeq and is a predicted model, not a curated record. The coding region runs from base 521 to 1789 and encodes 422 amino acids. NCBI's taxonomy places the organism in Eukaryota, Metazoa, Cnidaria, Anthozoa, Actiniaria, Aiptasiidae. The transcript is spliced from 2 exons.
AAUGGAUUUAUCGUUGAAAGGCCYCACGUUUACGUGCUGACUGAAUUAACCUUGGAAUAAUUUUCUUAUCGUCGCAAGCACGCAACCAUUUUCCUAAAAUUCCGUUUUACUAUGCCCACAAUGCAUUUUUGAUGGUUAAAUAUUAAUGUAUCAAGUGCCAAUUUUACAGCUCGCUUUACGUGGUUUAAUCCCCAUAUUUUUACGAUAGAAUAACAAGAGAUUCUUUAGAAUCUAAAUACUAGAAGCUUUUCAAUGACGUCGUUUUAUGUUUACAUUGGACUUGGGCAUUUUGGGCGGAAUUUGUAUAUGCAUGUUUCUACGCAACAAGUUUUAUCGUGAAGAAUUUCUGAAUAUUCAACAUAAAUAACGAGUAUAUUUCUAGAUGUGACCGUAAAACCACUGCUGUCCAAGCUGGGAGUUUGUUGUUUAUUAAAGUCAUCGAGCCAUUCAACUCAAACUCGAGUGAAAACACAAUCAGUAUAUAUCAAGGUUGUUCUGAUUCAUCGAUGCUGUGGUCGUCAUGGGCACAUCUGUGCUGCAUGAUGCCAAACUAUGGCUCACAGGAUUUUGUUCAAUGCCAGACAACAUUAUUGAGAAAAUAGAGGAAAAGCUCGGCAGGUCACCUUACGAUAGCAAGAUACGAUGGACGAAGAGAUCGGCUUCAGAGGUCGACCUUCACGACACGCACUUAACACGACUUGAAAAGGAUCUAGAAAAACCUCGUACCGACUCCAAAUCUUCUUUGAAUGAAAGGUUUUCUUUAGUUGUYACUCACGCRAAAGCGAUUAAAAGCGGACUCAAGGAAAAAAUCGAAGCGAAAUUUUSUAGCAAAGCAAAGGAACGAGUCGAGAUAGAAAUCAGUUCAAGCAGUGGYUGUGAUGCAGAGGAUUACGAGAAAGGCUAUGACAUCAUUGAAGUCCAUAAUCACAUCUUCGUCAUUGGUGGAUCUAACGACAGUAGCGGCGAUCCUGUGUCGCUAGUCGAAGUGUAUGACUGCUUUAACAACAAAUGGCAGACCAUUAGUCCUCUUCCUAUACAAACCACUGCAUGUACUGCAACUAAGAUCCCUGGCAUACCAGCCAUUGUCGUUGUAGGGGGUUACGCUGGUUGGAGGGCCCUCAAUACUGUACAGAAAUAUGACUUCGUGACAAAAAAGUGGGAAGUGAUCGAGCAUAUGAGRAAGCGGCGAUGGGGAGGUCUUGCCCUGGGAACUGACCAUGGGAUUUUUGUCUGUGGUGGGUGUGAACAUGGUAGUGUAUUAAAAAGUGCAGAGUUGUACAGCGUAAAGAAGCGACAAUGGUAUACCUUAUGUCCYAUGCAAAYCCCACGGUGUAACUUCGGUGGAGCUGUGCUUGGCAAUAAAGUAAUWGUUGCUGGUGGAGGGUCUGGGUUCUACUUCAACAGCGCUAUGAGAUCUGUGGAACUCUUUGACGGUGUUAAAGGAAAAUGGACAUUCCUUCCUCCUAUGAAGCAAAGACGGUACGGGUGCUCUGCUGUGAUGCGAAAUGGACUGUUCAUCGUUCUUGGWGGGUGUGACGAAAUGGGACAAGAUGUCGACGAUGUUGAAGUGUUAAACGAGAAAACGAGAGAAUGGUCGCUCAUUKCACCUUUGCCGAUCCCUAGCUCACUAAGCAGGGCAUUAUUGGUCGAUAAUAACUUGGUUGUUUUUGGAGCAGACGGCGUUACUGACACAGCGUAUCAAUAUGACUUUGAUGAGGAGAAGUGGACGCUAUUCACACAGCUUCGUAACAGUAGGAACGGCUUUUCUGUGGCUAAUAUUGGAGUCUAGAUCAGCACUUUACUACUGGAUUAUGUUUUUCUCAUAAUCGAGCUUAGUGAUAACAAUAUAUUAUCAAUAAUAAUAUUAUUUAAUACUGAGUAGUUUAGUAUUUUUAACAAGUGAAGUAGUUUUGUUGUAGCUGUAAUAUAUAGUGCUUGCAAAUUCUUGGACAGUACUUCUUUCGGUAUCGGGCUAGAAUAUUGUUAUAAAUUUUCAAAUCAUGAUUAUUGUUUAUAUUUUUUUCAAACAUACAUUAUCAUUCAUAUAUUUUAAGAGUUGUUAUUAUUAUAGGGUUUAUUGUUGAGUAGUUUAUUCAGUUAUCGUUCAGAAAAACUUCUACUUAUAGCAGUACAAAUUACUGUGGAAGUGUCGUAGAUAGAACUAAAAAAAUAGCGAAUAAUCGCGCUUUGAAUGAAUGAUUUUGCCUCCGAGUAUUCUUACUCGUUGAAAUUAAUUUUCUUUUUAAAAAUAAACAUCAGUUCUAAUGUUUUUUUCACUAAAACUAAAAUUGUUAGUGUAUAAAAACGCUGCUUUGUAUUAAAGCUUGAAGCAUUACUUACAURACA